AUGAAUGUGGCGUCAAUAAAGAAAUAUCUCAAAGAACGAGGAGUUACUGUGAAUGACUAUUUGAAACUAGCUUUAGUUACUAUUGCUGCUGCGGUUGAAAAAAUAAUGUUGCCUCUUGACCCAAGCUAUGAAACGAAUAAUAAGGAAAAAAAUGUACGUCAACGUUUAUUUAUUCAUGAUAUGCAAAUCGCGGAUCCCUUUGUAAUAAAAACCCAAAACAACUUCAUUGACUCGCCGCCUUUCGGUUUAUACCACAUCUUCAAUCAUUUGAUAUACCAUGCUACUGAAUACGAUAAGCAAGGACUUGCGGCAUAUAAAUCUUACGAAGAUUCCCGACUUUUGCAAAUGUAAAGGUGGCAGAGACGGCGGGUGCAAACAUAUUUCAGCCGCAUUGUAUUCGUUAAAUGCUUUACUAAACAGUACAGGAGACAAAAGUGUGACAAACGAUCCUUGUAAGUGGGUAAGGAAACCACAGCGUAACACAGGACCAUGCAGAGUGGAAGAUCAGGAGAUUUUAAAAGGUACGUACAUUUCGAUGGUAAUAAAGUUGUGAUUUCUACUUGGUUGAAUUUGUAUUCUAAGUCGUGAUGCCCCCUUACCCCCUAGUUUUUGCGGAUUUGGGGUGGGGGGUUAGGGAGAGGGACUGUCAAAUAAUCUGUGAUCACAAAUAGAGGCAAUCCCAUGAAAAAAACAUUUGUCAAAUGUCUAACACCAAACAGUUUUUAGGCAAAUAGAAAAGGGCUACAAUCAUUGGUCUAUUCAUGUAUAUGGCAAUAUGCAUAUGGUAUUAUUUUGUGGCAGAGAUUCGUGUAGACAAUAUUAUAGCAUUUUUAGUAUUAACAAUUUUACUUUAUAUUAAAGGUAGUCUACCAUCGGGCAAAAAAAGAAAACGAGAAUACAACUUGCUCCAGAAUAUUGAUUAUGAUCCACGACCCACGAAACACCGAAAAGUUCAUUCAUUUAAAGCAAUGAAGACCUUCACAAACAACUUGAAUGUCAAUGUUUCUCCUCCACCUGUUAUAUUGUCUCUAUUGAAAAAGCACUACCUACUUACCGCAGGAUCCAAAGGCUUCAAAAAAGAACCUGAGGUUUUGGAAAGAAAUUGUGCCAUAAUGAAAGAGAAAUUGGAGCAAUUUGUGAAACAAACCACAAUGCUUACCCCCAGAUAA
This is a messenger RNA of Paramuricea clavata, 1169 nucleotides long. The record is from the annotation of a GenBank genome assembly. Lineage: Eukaryota; Metazoa; Cnidaria; Anthozoa; Malacalcyonacea; Plexauridae.